Messenger RNA from Nymphaea colorata (pocket water lily), 3305 nucleotides. Its product is annotated as disease resistance protein RUN1-like. NCBI's taxonomy places the organism in Eukaryota, Viridiplantae, Streptophyta, Magnoliopsida, Nymphaeales, Nymphaeaceae. Gene Ontology annotation, biological process: defense response; signal transduction. Gene Ontology annotation, molecular function: protein binding; ADP binding. The record is from RefSeq and is a predicted model, not a curated record. The transcript has 4 exons. The coding region runs from base 1 to 3138 and encodes 1045 amino acids.
AUGGCCAGGGCCUUUUCAUCGGCACAGCUGUUCGAGUAUGACGUUUUCCUGAGCUUCCGGCAAAUAGACACGGGCAAGACAUUUGCCGACCAUCUCUACCACGCUCUCCGCCAAAGCGGCGUCCGAGUAUUUCGAGACAGCAAGGUUUUGGAGGAACGCAAGGAGAUCGGCAGGCUCUUUGACGUGAUCGAGAGGUCGCGGAUCUUCGUAGUCGUCUUUUCUUUGAACUAUGCACGCUCCACUUGGUGUCUCACAGAGAAUGAAAAGAUCGUGUGGGUAGCGAGGACGGGAGAAGCUGGGAGGCUAAUCCUUCCUGUUUUCUAUAGAAUUGAUCCAACCGAUGUGUGCCAGCAGACGGAACCGUUCACAGGCGCCGUCCUGGAGCACGAGAAAGAUAUGGGGGUGAACGACGAGACGGUGAAGGAAUGGAGGGAGGCUUUGAGGAAGGCAUCAAAGUUUCCUGGUUAUGAAAGUGAGAAAAUACCAGACAGACUGGAGGCAACGCUAGUUGACAUGAUUGUUCAGAGGAUCCUAAAAGAAUUAGAUAAAGCUCCACCAAAUGUAGGCGAGUAUCUUGUUGGAAUCAAGUCGCGGGCAAACGAUAUCAUCAAGAAUUUGAAAAUCGACUCUUACGAUGGCGCAAGAAUGGUGGGAAUCCAAGGAGUGGGAGGCCUUGGCAAGACAACAGUUGCGAAGGCUGUCUACAACAAAAUUUACAGAUGGUUUGAAUCCUGUUGCUUCAUUGAUAGCAUUGGGGGAGAAUAUUCUCACGGAACAGAAGGACUCGUCGGCUUGCAAAGAAAAUUGGUGUCUGAAAUGUCUGAAAUUGGAGUACAGAAUAACAUAUCUAAUGCCAGUGAAGGAACUGCUAUACUUCAGAAGAUUUUGCAGAAGAAGAGGGUACUGAUUUUUCUUGAUGACGUUGAUAGUAUAGAGCAAAUUCAAGCAAUGGUUGGAAAACAGGAAUGGUUCCAUCCAGGCAGCAGAGUCAUUAUCACUACAAGGGAUGAGGGAGUGCUCGAUGCUCUUCCUGAUUGGGAAAAACAUAAGAUCUCCAUGCCGCUAAUACAGCUGGAUGAAAAUGAAGCUCUCGAACUUUUCAGUUGGUAUGCUUUUAGAGAAAACUCCCCAGCUGAUGGAUAUGAAGAGCUAUCCUUGGGAAUAGUUAGGGCCCUCCAUGGUUGGCCAUUAGCUAUUAGAACCGUGGCAUCAACUCUGACUGAUAACAAAGAUUCAAACGAUUGGCAUAGAAUACUAAACGCCAUGAGGGGGCUUGGUCAUAGUUGGAUUUAUCGCCGACUUAGUAAUAACUGGAUUUACCGAGGACUUCGUCGUGACUGGCUUUACCGGAGACUUGGUGAUUACUGGAUUUACCGGACGCUAAAAAUGAGCUAUGACCGUUUGAGUAGCAGAGAUCAGAAAUCCAUCUUCCUUGAUGUUGCCUGCUUCUUAAGUGGAAUUGAUCAAGAAACUGCCAUUUUCAUAUGGGAUGCUUGUGGAUUUUCGUCAAGACUUUCAGUUGAAGCUCUUACUCGCAAAUCUCUAAUAAAAAUCGUUAAUGGCAAAUUGGAGAUGCACGACACUUUGCGAGAACUGGGCAUGCACAUUGUUUUAAAUGAACCUGGAAGCGGACGCGAGACGCGGAGUAGGUUGUGGACCCAAGAAGCAAUGAUGCAUGUGCUACGGCUGCAAAAGGGAGCAAGAAAUAUAGAAGGAAUCAGCCUUACUUACCCAAGGCGGAGAGAAAAUGGCCAUGCCUUAAGAUUCCCCAUCAAUGUUGUGGAUUUUGCCUGGAUGGACAGUCUUAGAUUGCUCGUGAUCAAUCAUGUUGACUUAUCUGGUCAAUGCAAAAGGAUGCCUAGAGGUAUCAAGUGGCUGCAGUGGCAAGGGUGCCCGCUGAAAUUUCUUUCAUCUGAUUUUUAUUUCAAGGAAGUCGCUGCUAUGGAUCUGUCAUAUAGCAAGUUAACUGGAGUGCAAACAAAGCAAGCGCUGUCUUCGAGCAGUGCGGGUUUAGGCAUUGCGAGAUGGCUUACUGGACAAAGAAAAGCAACAAAAACGGCCUUUCGAAGCCUAAAAUUUCUUGAUCUCACCGCCUGCAAUGAGUUAACCGAAACUCCCAAUCUGUCUGUAUUCCCUGGCUUGGAGAAAUUGGUGCUGGAUCGCUGUGAUAAUUUGCUUAAGGUCCAUGAUUCUAUUGCAAAUCCCAAGAGGUUGGCGGUAUUGAGUAUGAGCAGCUGCGGAAAGCUGAAGGAGCUCCCUGACUGUAUGUCAUCCUUGGCUUCACUCAAACGGCUAAUCCUUGCAAACUGCUCUAGCUUGGAAAGCCUGCCCGACCGCAUUGUUCAAUUGAUAGCCCUUGAGGAACUUGACGUUUCCAAUUGCAGUAGCUUGAAUAAACUGCCAGAUUCAGUAUUGAGGGAAUUGACAUUGAAAAAGCUUCAGAUUAUUGGGUUCCCUAAUUUGGAGCCCGUUGGUAACCCUGCAUCCGGAAUAUACCGCUUGCAUGAGUCAAAUCAUUCAACCAAGGACCAAUAUGCAAUGAAGCACCUAGAUGACCGGCAUUUAAAAUACCUUUAUUUUUCCGGAACAGGGAUACAGAAGUUGCCGAUCUCCAUUUCUCUCCAGAAAAAUCUUCACUUGUUGCAUCUAAAUAACUGCCAACUGCUAGCAGAAGUACCAGAAUGGAUUGCAGACUUAUGCCUUCUGGAAGAACUUUCACUCUCUAACUGCCCAUUGAUCACAGGAAUGCCUCACACCAUAGCCUCACUAGAGUACCUCCGGUAUCUGAACCUUUCACGUUGUAAUAGAAUUCAAGCUUUACCUGAUUGCAUCGGAGAUCUUGGAUCACUCAUUGAGCUUCUCUUGGAAAACGUAUCAUUGAUGGAACUGCCAGAGUCUGUGGUAUUUCUGAGGAAGCUAGAGAUCUUACAUCUUGGUUCUUGCAAGAAACUUGAGAGAUUGCCUUCUUCCAUUGGAAAUUUAGAAAACCUGACUCAGCUUCUCCUUCAUGGCACUAAUAUCAAGGAGAUACCAAGUUCAAUAACAUCGUUACAAAAGCUGGAAUUGUUGUCGGUAACAGGAUGCAAGAGACUCAAACACUUGCCAGUUGGACUAAGUGAAGACUUGCUUCUCCUAUGAGGCAAAUCACAAGUAGAAAUAUGAAGGAAUCAUUGACAAGAAGAAAGUCUGAGACGAUUCAGAACAUACUUGUGCCUCUUGUUCUUAUAAUGGGCAGGUUCCGCCACGGACCCUCCUUUACCACAAAUAUGGGUUACUGACAAUUGGUUAAGUGAUUUUUUGUAUUG